CGUAUCUUGACAAUGGAUGGAGCUCACAUGACAUCAGUGUAAGUAGGCCUAAUGGACGAACAACACAAAAACAACAAACAGGAAGAACCUCCACAGUUCAGCUCCAAGUUAGGCCUGGUCUGCUCCUGUUUAGGAUGUGUCGUGGGUACCGGAAACAUCUGGAGAUUCCCUAGGAUUGUAGCCAACAAUAGUGGCGUGGCUGGUGGGCUUGCAUUCUUGUUGGUAUGGUUCCUCUUCUUGUUGAUUUGGUCCAUACCGAUGUUGCUGAUCGAGUACGGAAGCGGUCGGUAUACAGGAGUAGCCGUAGUCGGAUCAUUUAAGCAUUUCAUUGGUCGCAAGGCAGCUUGGUGUGGUGCCUGGAUUUCUAUGGUCACGUUCUUCAUAGCAUCCUACUAUGCCGUGGUUCUUGGUUGGUGUUUUUACUAUGCUGUGUAUUGUAUGGCCAAUGAACUUCCAGAGAACGCUGUGGACAGUCGAAAGAUCUUUAAGGAUUAUGCGGAGGAUAGCGCCUGGCCAGUGCUCACUCAUGGUAUAGCAGUCUUGAUAGCUGGGGCUUCUAUUUUGGGCGGAGUGAAGACCAUCGAGAAGGUCAACUUGAUGCUGGUGCCGAUACUGUUGCUGAUUGUGGUGUUCACGUUCGUGUGGUCACUGACCAGAGAAUACGCUUCUGAAGGAUUGACAUACUUAUUUUCACCGGAUUGGGAGUCUUUAGGCAAACCUCGACUAUGGGUGGAUGCUUUAAGUCAGAAUGCCUUUGAUACGGGAGCUGGAGCCGGGCUGAUGGUCCCCUAUGCCUCUUACAUGACCUGGAGAAAUGGCAUAGUGAAAUAUGGGACUCUCAUUCCCUCCACGAAUAAUCUCAUCAGUUUGAUUUCGGGUAUGAUGAUCUUCUCAACAGUUUUCUCCAGUCUUAUCCUAACUCGUCCUGAACUUAGCAAAUCAGAGAUCAUUGAUAUCGUCAAAGACAGUGGCCCAGGCAGCACUGGACUGACAUUUAUAUGGAUACCAGUUUUAUUCUCUUCUAUUGGUGUAUUUGGAAGAGUCAUCUGCGUUCUGUUCUUCACGUGUUUGUCAUUUGCUGGUGUCACAUCCUUAAUCGCCAACAUCGAACUGGUGGCUCAUACACUGUGUGACUUUGGUGUUCCUAGAAAAGUUGCUGCAUCAUUGACCACGUUGGUGAUCUUUCUGGUUGGUCUUCUUUCCUCAUUGAAUAUAGACAUUCUUACCAAUCAGGAUUUUGUAUGGGGGUUCGCCCUGGUAGUGAACGGGCUGAUGCUACAGGCUAUGGUGAUCUUUUAUGGAGUAAACAGAUUUAGAGAGGAGGUCUUUAAUGAUUUUAGCUUGGACGACUGGCACCUACCACGAUUAUGGGGUUACAUAGUGAAAUUCCUGGCACCGCUUGAGGGUGUGGCCUUGAUUAUUUGGUGGGCUGUAGAUUUAAUAUCCACAGAAACACAGCCAGGGGAAUCAUGGUAUGAGUACGGUAGAGAAACUUUCAUGACCACAAUUACUCAGUGGCUUGUUCUAAUGUUGAUUUUGAUUCUAAUUAAUGUGGCUGUGGAACGAUUUUGGUACCCACGGGAUCGACCAUCUUCGGAUGAGUUCGAGCGUGUUUAUGAUCACAGCACCAUGGACAAUCUGUCCGAUACGAAAUCGGAAUAUGGCUCCGUGAACGAGAAACCGACAAAGCCGGUGAUGGAUCUGUAUUUAUGACGAACGUACAUUAUUAGUCGCAAGCGUCUGCAGUAUGUCGGAUGGUAAUAAAAGCCAAAUGACCGCGCAAACGCCCCAACCGGAAGUUGAAGUGUGGUAAACCGGAAAUUGGUAUUUUUACUUUACAUUGAUCAUAUUUUUUUUUUCCAAUUCAAUUAUUUCAGUCUUUAAUAUGGAAAUUUAGGUAAGAUUCGUAAAAGACUUUCGCCCAUGAAUGAGUUCAAUCCAUACUUUUGGAUCGACCAUUUCCAACGCAAGCCAAAAAAACAAAUAGCCCACUGUCGCCGACUUGAUUGUUCGGAGGGACAAGUAAUAUAUCCAGAGGGGUAAUGGUGUUUGUUGUUUAAUUGCAGUAAAAAAAAUUGUUGUUGUCACAAUUCUGUUAGGGGAGACAAUCCAUUUUUCGGGACUUCCCCGCGUCAGUCAUUGACUCAGCUUCUCUACGUCAUUCUGUACAGCGAACCCAUUCCUAUUGGCUGGUCGUUCGAUCAUAUUAUUUCGCAUUGACAAACCAUAAGAAAUUGUUGUGGAAUCUUUCGGAUUACCAAUUUCUCUGACGUCAUUUGUCAAUCAUGUCCUAAAUGCACGUGUUGACCUAGUUUCACUUUCCAGUACUGUGUGUAUUCAGAGAUCAUGUUAAUAACGCUAUAUUUUGUGUAAAAAUGUGUCAUUUGACUUUCAAAUAAGUGAAAUGUGUCAUUU
Messenger RNA from Lottia gigantea (owl limpet), 2415 nucleotides. RefSeq lists its product as hypothetical. Gene Ontology annotation, cellular component: membrane. Bases 52 to 1713 code for a protein of 553 amino acids. The transcript is spliced from 13 exons. The record is from RefSeq and is a predicted model, not a curated record. NCBI's taxonomy places the organism in Eukaryota, Metazoa, Mollusca, Gastropoda, Lottiidae.